CUCUCCCACUCGUCGAUCUCUGCUCCUACGUCAGAGCUAUACCGGUGACGAAACGCCUCAUUUUUGCGGACAAGCAUAUGCCCACGGCAACAAGCCCGGCCACCCACGAGAUGGCGCAUGAUCAACAAAAUCAUCAUGCUGGCAUCGUCGAUGGUGGUGGCAAAAAUGAUUAUAUUCUUCUCCAGCGCUUCCCACAUUUGCAUUUAGCUAGCAAUACCCCCAAAGGACGAGGCGUCGUUGCGGGGGCACCCAUUCCCUCUGGGACGGUCAUCGAUGUCUCGCCGGUGCUUGUGCUGGGCAUAGUGGAGAAUAUCGAGCACAUAGAGCAGACGCAGUUGUUCAACUACACCUAUAACUGGCCGUCCAAGAAUUCCAUAGGAGAGCCAAGGACCGCGCAGGCCGUUGUCUUUGGUCUCGGAUCGAUGUUCAAUCACUCUGCCGAGGAACAGAAUGUGGGCUGGAAGCGGGACCUGGAACGACGAGUUAUCGUUUACCAAGCCUUGAGAGACAUCCAGGAGGGAGAGGAACUCUGUAUAUCAUACGGGGAUCAUCUCACUUUUGUCGAUGCGGACGGCCCAAGAAGUCCGGUGACAGAGGAAGGCAGCGAGGUCCUUGGAAGGAUCUCCGUGGAAAUGUGACCGGCCCCGGAACCAAGAUGAGGAAGCUCGUUUCUGGGCAAUGUUAUGAGACCACGGCACCAGAUAUCCGGAUGCUACAGGAGUGGGUGAUUCUUUCUGUCAGAGGGACGAACCAGUGGACGGAUUUCACCUGCGAAGCAUUCUUCCAGCAUCGGAGCUGCGGAGGCGGUGGUCACAGUCCGGCUCCGGAAAAUGUACUGUUGCAUACUGUACAGAUUGUCUUAGCAUCUAAGGUGGCAGUAUCAACGUUAGCAGUCAUAUUUCAUCAUUUACGGAUUACGAGAGCAGUCUACUCCCUUCGAUUGCAGUGUGAGAACCGCAGACAGGACUAAGCCAUGCCGAAAGCACUUCAGGAGAGCAUUUCGCCGAAUCUUAGCGCUUGAGAAAGAACUCAACGUCCUCACUGCGCCCUUGACUGACG
Messenger RNA from Cercospora beticola, 1059 nucleotides. RefSeq names its product SET domain-containing protein. The record is from RefSeq and is a predicted model, not a curated record. NCBI's taxonomy places the organism in Eukaryota, Fungi, Ascomycota, Dothideomycetes, Mycosphaerellales, Mycosphaerellaceae. Gene Ontology annotation, molecular function: protein binding.